Messenger RNA from Oenanthe melanoleuca, 3924 nucleotides. Its product is annotated as zinc finger and BTB domain-containing protein 8A-like. The transcript is spliced from 4 exons. NCBI's taxonomy places the organism in Eukaryota, Metazoa, Chordata, Aves, Passeriformes, Muscicapidae. Gene Ontology annotation, molecular function: RNA polymerase II cis-regulatory region sequence-specific DNA binding; DNA-binding transcription factor activity, RNA polymerase II-specific; protein binding. Bases 1739 to 3166 code for a protein of 475 amino acids. Gene Ontology annotation, biological process: regulation of transcription by RNA polymerase II. The record is from RefSeq and is a predicted model, not a curated record.
CUGCCCCAAAAAAUCUAUGACUUGUGUGAUGCUUGGUUAGUUGUUUCACAUCAUUUCCCUUUUUUUUUUUUUUUUUUUGCCAUUAAAUUACUUAAGCAUCUAUAUUUACUAUCUAAAAAAUGUCACUUGGCCUUAUCUUAAAGGUUAAACAGUUGGGUAACCCCCCUUAAAAAAAAAAAAAAAUCAAGUCCCCAAAAACUGACCUCAGAAUGAAUCUCCAGCCUUUUGUAGUUUGGAUUCUAUUCUAGUUCUAAAGAUUGACAUAAGAAAAAAAGCAAAAAUAUUGAUUUAGGGUGGCUUUGAAAAUACCUGGAAACCCACAGAUCUCCCAGAGGGCUGACUGACUGCUACAGGUAUCCUUCCCUUCCUCCUGGCUCUGCAGAAUGUUCCAUCCUCCAGGAUUUUGGAAUCCAUCUCAAGUUUUUAAUGACAACUUAAGGGAAAAAAAAUCACAAAACACUGUUGGAUAUAAAAUGAUGGGAUACACAUUUCCUCCCUGAAGCAACCGGUCACUGUCAGAGUUAUCCCAUUACAGAGCCAUGCCAAUGUCUACCUUUCUUAUAUUUUAAUUACUGUUGGUUGGAGGCAACAAGUACAAAAAUGAAAUAGAAGAAAAAAAUCUCUAAUUCUACCCAAAAGAUUGAGUUUUGAAGAAAAGGAUGUUCUAAUCCUCCAGCCCUUGCCUGCAGAAAUUUUCCAUUAGGUACCAAAUUCGUGCCAACACUGUCUGUUGAGUGAUGGGUAUAAGUUGAUAAGCUACUAAGAAAAGCUUAUAAUAGCAUUUAGUGAAAUAUUUUCUAUACUGUUUAACUUAAAACCUUUCCACACUGGAGGCAUAACCUUUCAUCCUAUUUAACUCAUGAAAUGCAAAGAGGAGGCUUAUUCAGUGCAUGGAGAAUUUCGAACAGAGCACGAACACAGAACAAGAGAUUUUGUAAGGAAAAUUGGGAGGAGUGGCUGGAAAGAGCCUUCCCUAUCUUGGCUUAGCUGCUGGAAUAAAUUAAACACUUCUGAAGAUCUCACCCGACGCUUGACUGUGGAAAUGGGAACUGUCUUUGCCAGGUUCUUGCAGCCUGCUCUGAGGACCGAUGACUGCAGAGUUUCCUUCUCAAAAUUAUUCCAUGAUCUCGAGGAAAAAGACUGAAAGAAUCUCAUGUAACAAGCAUGAAUUUCCAAGCGUCUUCUAACAGGCAUCCUGAAUCCAUUUUCCACCCCGAAGGGAAAAGAGGACAAUCUGUGCAUUACACUCCUACGUGCAGCGCCUUGCUUUGGGAUUAUCCUCAUUGUUCGAAUUACAAAAAUCCCGUUAUAAAAAUGAGGCGAUAUCGAGUUGAUAUCAUUAAUCCUACACGGCGGAGCUCCGGAUCUUUGCCGUUCACCGUUCAGGUGGCGCCUUCCCUGCGCACACACACAAAGGUAGCGACAACAAAGCCUUGUGCGAGGCUCGGGCCGGCGUGCGGGGCGAGGCAGGCGCCGGGCUGCGGCUGCAAUCGGUGCGUUGCCCCUUUAAUUGUGUCCCCAGCCCUCGGGCGUCUCUGUCCAACGCCCACGUCAGCAAAUACCUUUUGUUUCUCUCCCGUUCGGGCUCGCAGGGCUCGGGGGCUGCGGGAGCAGCGGCGCGUCGCCUCCAGGCACGGCGAGCCCCGAGGCGGAGCCGGGGAUCCCGCAGCCACCGCCCGCUCCCCCCGGCUCGGCCCGCAGCUCCCGCCGCAAACCUUCCUCUUACUCCCUGUCUGGAAUGGAGAUUUCUUCCCACCAGUCUCACCUCCUGGAGCAGCUGAAUGAGCAGCGGAAGCAGGACUUGUUCUGUGACUGCAACAUCCUGGUGGAGGGCAAGGUCUUCAAAGCCCAUCGCAAUGUGCUGUUCGCCAGCAGUGGCUACUUCAAAAUGCUCCUUUCGCAGAGCUCGAAGGAGACGAGUCAGCCAACGAUAGCCACGUUCGAGGUCUUUUCUCCAGAGACGUUCAUGGUUAUCCUGGACUUUGUGUAUUCAGGGAAAUUGUCUUUAACGGGUCAGAAUGUGAUCGAAGUCAUGUCAGCCGCCAGCUAUUUACAGAUGACAGAAAUCCUCAAUGUCUGCAAGACCUUCAUUAAGUCCUCACUGGAUAUUAAUGAGAAGGAAAAGGAUCAUUACCUCAGCCUCUCGGCCAAAAGUGCGAGCACUGAACCCACCCCCGCCCGCCCGGCUCUUUAUCGCUCCAGAAGGAAAGCAAAGAGCAACCCCCGGCGUUCCUACUCCAUCCCGGAUGAAAAACCCAACGGGAAUGAAAACUGGAGCAGCUACAGCAGCUACCUAUCCUCACAGGUGAUCCUGCAGCGGGCAGAGACCCAGCUGUCCAAAAGGGGCAGGAAACAGAACUCCACGAGGAAGCGCCGCAAGCACCUGGGGCUGGGAGGGUGCAAAUCGGACAGGGCGGAGCGAGCCGGAGCCUCGGACCCCGCUCACAUCUCCCGCCAGGGAGAGGACGCAGAGUUCGAUGCCGAGAACGACGUGGAUCGGGAUGAUUUUGAAUAUCAUCCCGGAGCAGAUGGAGCCAAGAGGUGGUCGGUUACUCAGCUAGAACAAGAACUUUCCAGAACUCCUGAGUUCAUGGAGUUAAAGGCAGAAGAACUGUACACCUCAAUGCCCACAAUUUUAGGGGUAAUGAGUAGCUGGAAUGAAGGUGACCUGCCCAGGAUGAGGUUCAAGUGCCCGUUCUGCAGCCACACGGUGAAGCGGCGGGCGGACCUGAAGCGCCACCUGCGCUGCCACACGGGGGAGCGGCCGUACCCCUGCGAGGCGUGCGGGAAGAGAUUCACCCGCCUGGAGCACCUGCGCAACCACUUCCAGACGAUACACCAAGCUGGCAAACUGAUCUGCAGGAAGUGCAAGAGGCAGGUGACGGAGCUGACGGGCUGCGUGGUGCAGCAAGGGACGCGGCGCUACAGACUGUGCCACAAGUGCUUGGCAGGAGCCACCUUCGACAGCAUUGCUGAGGAUUUCAAUGCACCUGAACAUUCCCCUGUCUCCUCCAAGGGAAAUAAAAACCCCAAAUGGGCUUUGGAGGAGGAGCAGAAAUCAGAUGAAGAGACAGUAGAGGAGGAGCCUUAUAAUUUGGUGGUCAGACAUAAUAAUGAUGAUAUUCCGGAUGAGGUAAAGGAAAAGGUGAAGCCAAAUCUUAGGUAGAUCUUGGUGUAUUUGUUAUUGUUGUGUUCAAGAUUAAAUGACUCAUGUCCUACCAACUAAUACUGGUUUACUACUUUUAAUAAAAUGGAUUGCUAAAAUUCUGUUCUGAGAAGCAAAAAUUUGGACUAAAGUUGUUCAGCAGACAUGGGACAGUGUAGUUGCUUCUAAAUGUCAUACUGAGGAUCAUAAAAUAGCCUCAGUUGGAAGGGACCCACAAGGAACAUCAAAGUCCAGCUGCUCAUUUAUUAUCUGGAAACUAUUUAGGAGAAUUGUUUUAUAUUUCAACAAAGAUAAAAAAAAGCUCAGAGCUCCUGCUCCUCAUGAAAGUGUGAACCAGUUUACAGUUCUACAAAGGUUCUGCACGAUACAGGUUUUUAAAAACCAAAUAUUGCUAACAUGCUUUGGAAAAACUCUUACUGAGGUGAGCAGCUGAAAAAUGUUAAACCACUUUUUUUUUUUUCCUGAUACUGUAAUUAAUUUGUACAUAACACAUCAGAAACUUCCUAAGAAAGGAGAGAAGGAAACAAGUGGAGUUCUUCAUGCUGAAGAAUCUUUUUACCAGAGCUUUGUUUUCUCAGUGAACUUAGAGUUGAGAAAAGCAUGAUUUAGGAACUCCCCCAGCCAGAGUAGAAUAGGUGACCAGAGGUCUGUAGUGCACUUGGAUAGUAUGAAUUUGCCUUUUUUUUUUUUUGUACUGUGAAUUUUAUAGAAAGAUACACCCACGUGGUUCCAAGGAAAUAAAAGUGCAAUCACUGGAA